Molecule: messenger RNA, 4223 nt
Organism: Diprion similis
Lineage: Eukaryota; Metazoa; Arthropoda; Insecta; Hymenoptera; Diprionidae
Product: RNA polymerase II-associated protein 1
Exons: 8
Coding region: 69-3713 (1214 amino acids)
Biological process (GO): transcription by RNA polymerase II
Cellular component (GO): nucleus
Source: RefSeq, a predicted model, not a curated record
UACCAAAAUCAAUUUCGUCGCCAAAUUUUUCAAUGAAUGAAUGAAUAAGCCAAUAAUAAGUAUAUGCGAUGGAGCCCGUUUCUUUGAAACGUCCAAAACCCGGUGACGGAGAGGAGGAGUUAUUUCAUAUGCAAGAAGAAUUUCUCAAGUCCAAACACGAGGCAGCAGCCAAAGUAAUAAAUCUUCGCCAACAGAAUAAAGUACCCGUCAUUCAGACACAUGAAAAUCCUGUUCGUAAGCAAGGCUCAGUCUUUGCAGAAUGCAGACGAAACAGAUAUCAAGGUAAACAAAAGACGACAUCGCAGUCAGACAGAGAUAUUUUAAACACUCAAGUUUCUGAAGCAGUAAUUCGUGACAAUGUUGUACAAAAGACUGUUGAAUCGGUGUCAAGUACAACAACAUUACCGUCUAACAUACUUCUGGGAAAUAUCGUAGAAAAGAAGUACGAUAGGAUUUCUCAAACAGAAUCUGGCGAUACCUUGCCUUCGAACACAUCUGCAAUGGGUUUUCCGAAGGUUUUUGUUUCAGAGAAAACGGUACCAAACAGCAGAGAGAGUUUGUUCCAACAACAAAUUAUCAAGUCCAUACAACCAUCAAACACAGUAAAUCCUUUGAAUGCAGAAUUACGAACUUUAUCAAGUACAGAUAAUAGUGUAUUAGUUGAAGGACCAUGGUCAACAGAAAUUCAUACAGCCAACCUGCAAAGGCUUAAUAAUAUGACAAAAGAAGAAAUCAUGAAAUCAAAAAUGAAAUUGUACUCAACACUAGACCCUAUGACAAUAGAAUACAUAAAAAAUAGAAAAAAGAGAAAAUUACAAGACAAAGAAAUUGUAGAUAGUAUGCAAGGAGAAAUGGAAGUUAUACCAUCUAAAUCAGAAACAGGAACUUCUUCUGGCCAGCAAUAUGAAACUGCAGGUAAAUACCAUGAAGAGGUUUUUUGUGAAGAAGAUGAUAGAAAUAUCCCAAAACCAUCAGCAGAAAUUAUUCAACAAGUGGAAGAGAAGGGCUGGCUUCACAUGGACACGAUAGAAUCAGAAAAGUUGAAAUGGAUGGAAGAAAUGCCGGCAACAUCAAAUACUACCCAGCCAGAAGAACCGUACAAUGCACGUUUUGACUUUAAUGGGAUGUUGCUUCCAUUUACGGAUGAAAAUCUAACAGUGGACAAAGGUCUACAUCACCAUGGAGAAGAGCCUGAACGUCCAGGUUACUCUCUCCAAGAAUUAUUGCAGUUGAGUAGAUCCUCAACACAACAACAACGUUGUAUGGCUCUGAAUACUUUGGGAAAUAUCAUGGAAAAGAGCCGUAAGGGAUGGUAUGACCAGGCUCUACAACCUCCACCAUUACCUACACUGAACGAGAGGAAUAUCUUUCUGCUUUUAAGAUUUUCGUUGGAUGAUUCUUCCGUUGCUAUUGUCACAGCAACUUUGCAAGCACUUAGGUCGUUCUUGUUCAGUGAGGCAGAUGAAAUAUGCUUAGACAGAUUAAUGGGUCUUGGAGAUUACAAAGAGCCUUGUCUUGCUGUACCGCCAACUGACGUAAAAAAUAUAAGUAAUUUGCAAGAUCACGAGUUAGCCCAGCUUGACACAGUUGCUGCAGCACUUAGAUCAGACAUCAUUCUCAGGAUCAGAUAUAUUCUAAGUGAAAUGCGACCACCACCACCUGGAGUUACAGCAGCCUUAGAAAUUUUAGCUCGAUUAGCAAGGUAUUCUCAUGAAGCUGCUGUAAGCAUUGCUAGUACCCCACAACUACUGGCUACUAUCACACAGCAUUUUAUCCCACUGACGACUGAUCGUUUAGUUUCAGAGGAUGCAGUGAAUGAUGUGUAUGGAGUUCCCGUAUUAGCUGCUAUUCGUCUUUGCCGAAUUCUUGUUUGUUACGGAGGAAGAUUGGUCGCAGAAAACCUGUACUUCUACAAGGUUUUAAAUUCCCUACUGUCAUAUAUUACAGGUCACUCUGGAAAGCAUAGCAUUAACUUGUGCAUCGAAAGUCUUCGACUCUGGAAAAUGUUGUUACUCCGUGGUGUGGGAUUGGAAAGCGUUGGUGGUGCUCAAUUCACAAUAUUAUCCCAAUUGCAAAAUUUACUCAGCAACCACGAUAUUGGAUCGGCAUCUGAAUUGGCAUGUGAACAUGCAGCUGCACUGAUAACUGUUGCUGGAUUCGAACCUUCUUUAAGAUCGCACCUUUCGACACUGCUCUCUAAAUGGAGUACGCAAUUGGCAACUGUUACAUCACCUACAUGGACUAGCACAAAACUUGUCGCAAUCACACUAAUGUCAGCAGGUGAUAUUGCCCUCAUGAAACCAUUGCUGAUUUCUCAAGGAUCCAAUAUCUUCUCUACACUGUGUUCCAGCUCAAACCUACUUAGCGGCCUUGUGCAAAUUACGGAACGUGAUCCAUCGUCUCUCCCUAAUCUUGGAGUCCUAGGGCACGAAGGUCAGCUGUUGCCAGCAGUCUCGUACAAUAGUUGCAUACCUUUUUUGGCAAUGGUACUCAGCGUACUUUCAAAAUCACUCUGUAAGGCUGAAAUUCAAACAAUUCUAAAUCAACCGCAGUUCAAGAAAUAUAUAAAUAAACUUGAAUCAAUCGAUUGGAGUUUAGAACGGUCAUGGUAUACGCGAAUGGAAUUAUCCUUAGUAACUGAAAUCGUUCGCUGUGGAACCUUGUUAGGAGAUGAAUUGAAUUCGGAAAUGAGAGAAAGUAUUUGGAAACUAUCGAUAAAAUUGAUAUCAGCUUUACCUGAGGACGCUCCAUUAUACGCGAGAGAAAUGGUGCGGACUGCUUUGUCCAGAGAGAAAUUGCAAGUAGCUUUACUUGUUAACGAUCUGGAUAAGUUGAAGUUUACUCAGACCGUUAUAGAAGUUAAUCUAGAUCUUCCUGAAAAUUUGGUUCGCCUCUAUGAAUAUUUUAUUAAGUGUAAUGGUUCCUGGGAUCAACCAGCUUUGCCAAAAGACUGGCUGUACUUACCACUAGUGGAUUUAUAUGCAAAAUGUCGAAAUUAUUAUGACUAUCGCGGCUACAAACAUGUCGCAUAUCAUUGUAGCGCAGAUGAUGGUAGACUUAUUGCAAUAAUAUUGAGUCUAGAAUUAACUUUACCCGAAUUAGUUAAACACUUAUCACCUAGUGUGCGAUACAGUAGAUUAUUACUUGCGUAUUUAUGUGACACUUUGUUUUUGGAUCAAAAUGUUUCACCGUUGUUGACAAGGACUAUAUCAUGCCUUGUAAAAAGGUAUUAUAAAGAGUUAAAUUUCAAUACCGAAGUUCCAGGACUGAGUUCUUUCACAGAUAUGUUUACCACUUUGUGCGAACAUUUUUCUGCAACAUCCUAUGGAAACGAAGGAUUUGGAAUGACUUUAUUGAUACCAUUGGCACAGCGGCAUGAUGUACAUUACAGAAAAUUAUUGUGGUCUGAACAUGCCGGAGCUUUACGCUCACUUAGAACGCCAUUAGAAAUGUUAGCAAUGCCCUUACAAGAAUAUUUAUAUCCAGUCGAAGAAGAUGCUUCGCUGAUCGAAUGUUACUUAACAGCACUGGCUAAGGGCGUAGUGCGUAGAGAAUGGUGCCCAGUUAUGUACACUGUUGCAUUACACCACACUGCAAUGAAUUUAAAAGAAGAUAACAGUAAAAUAUCUAUAAAAUUGAAACCAAGAGUUGAAAAACUUGGAAACAUCGACUUGAAAAAAGAACUGCUAAAUUAUGUCCCACCCGAAUUUUAAAUCAAGAAAGUUUACUUCAGUAUAAAUUUCAAACGGUACUAUGUACGUAAACGUAAUAAACGUGACACGGAUGAAAUAAUUUUUGAUAUUAAUUUGGGGUCAUCCCAUCCAAAAUGUUACAAAUUUUUAUUUUGCUGUUUUUGAUAAGAUUAAAUACGUUUGACAACGCAUUUACUGAGAUUAUAGUGUAAUAAAAUAUCACAUAUGUUAUACUCUUCGAUAGUCUCUUGGCUCCGUUGCACCCCUGUUACCCAAUUUCUCGAACUCAAGAUGAAAAUACAAGAAACAAGUACUGGAUUUUGUGUUAUACAGUAUUAUUAUUAUUAUUAUUUUCAACGUACAUUAUAUUCUCCAUUUGUUGUAUAAUAUGUAAAUGUAAAAUGCGUUAGUUUAAAUAGACAAUAAUGAUCAUACAAAUUUGAGUAACAAUAGUAAGCGUAGAGGCACUAGUUGGUCGUUGUUCAUUGACUAUACUGAUCCUAUGCAAGUACACAUUACUGAUCCUCGAAA